Aureobasidium uvarum is the source of this 1458-nucleotide messenger RNA. The record is from the annotation of a GenBank genome assembly. Lineage: Eukaryota; Fungi; Ascomycota; Dothideomycetes; Dothideales; Saccotheciaceae.
AUGCGUCGCAGUGCCUCGACCAAUCCUCAUCUAGACUUCAACCAGGUUCCACGCCUUCCUGCUGAUGCUGCUGCCUUCCCAAACCAUGGUCUCGAUGGAACAAAUAGCAGUGAUGAGUCAGCCGAAUCACAACCCUCGCUACAGGUCGAGCCUCGUGGCCCACCAUCAACGGCGCGACUGUUCGCUUACCCAGAUACGCGUGGUAUGGUGGCCGACAAUGAUUGCUCCAUCAUGUACGACCAGAACCUGCGCUUCCCUGCAAAGGAAGACGCACCCUUCCAAGAAAACGACACCAUCGUGCUGCCUAACAUCCUGCCUUUCUGUCCCGUCAAGACGGAUCCCGACACGGCCGAAGCUCUCACCGCUCUGUACCGCACACACUGCACAUCGUUGAUUGACUGCAUUCGCUUCUGCAAGGAAAAGCAGUUCUUCCGCCUGUUUACAUCCUUCCAUGGCACGUUGACAGUGCCUGUACAAAAGCUGCUGGCUCAUCCUAACCUUGCGCCCUGGAUCCAGGCCUGUGACACCUUGAUGUACCAGAAGAUGGUUCGCUUCGUCUCACGCCUCACCCUUCAGGCUGCGCCGCCUGUCGUCAUCAACAUCCUCAACAACAUCUCGACCAACUUGCACGCUCACAUCUCAAAGACUUUCGCUUCGCAUCCCACUCACGUCCUGCAAGCCAAACUCAAGCCUGCGGCGACGUUUGCCAGCCUUCUGCAUCGUCUGAUCCGCGUGAAUGCCGCUGCUCACGCCGCCGCAAACCUGCUUACUGUCGACCAGAACCGUGAGCAAAUGUGGCGUGAAUGGGUGACUAUGGUCAACCCCAAGCGUGUCAUGGAGGCUGAACUUCCUGCAUGUGGCUACGACGAGGUCUACAAAAUCAUGACAUGCGAUAUCAGAGGUCUCUUAGAACCUCUUAGUUCUCCUCCAUUCCCCGACAACCCACUCUUCGCUCAUGACAACCAAGCAUAUGGCUUCGCUCAGGCCAACUUCCCUACUUUCCAGCAACCUCCACCUCAGACUACCGACCAGUCGGGACAGAUCUCGACCGAAAACGUUCUUGACAGAUGGUCCGUCUUUCUCACAUCUCUCCCUUCGCGCUUCCCUCAAGCAAACACAAGGCUUUUGCUGCAUUGUAUCAGUGCUGUCGGAACUGCAGCUCUGAGAGAUAUUACCAUCAUGGGAGGUGCCAGCUACCAAACUUGGUGGGUCAUGAAGAUCUUUGUGGAUGAGAUGGCUCUGUGGUUGGCAGCCAUGGGUGGCUUCCUCGAGCACAACCCUGUUCAUGCAACCCCUGCCACCUCUGCUGCUCAGGUUUCCCCCGACGUCAAGCCUGUGGACUCGAACGCUAGCAUGCGAAGUGGCAGCGACAGCAGAAUGAGUAGCAUAGAAGUCGAUUUCAAGAUGCAGCCGCAGUCUCGGCCUGCCAGUGCUCAAAGUAAGUCCUUAACUUUUUGA